AUGGAUGUGGCAGUAAAAACAGAACCAAGCCCUACCACCGUUCCAAUUGACGUUAAGACGUCAAAUGAAAAGGUACCGGUGGCGACGGCUGAAAAUCCAUUAAAUGGAUCUCUUUCAACUGCUCAGGGCCAGCAGCAGCAACAGCAGUUGCAAACGGCGGCGGGACAACAACUGCAGCAGCCACAAUUACCGCAAAAAGCCAAACGAAAACAUCGUCGAGGCAAACCGAAAUCGAAAAAUAUUAAUAAACCCUACAAGAAAACCAAUUGGAGAUUUCAAAUGCCACGACUUAAUUACAGUAAAUGUGGUCCAGGUGGUGGAGGAGGCAGCAGCGGCGGUGGUGGUGGAGGCGGCAAUUGUUCUGCGAAUCGCCGUGAAAAAUUACAACGUUCUCGUUCAUUGGUACCAUACAAUACCAAUAAAUUUCUUAUGGAAGAACAUUUAGCUGAAGUUCCCAACGGCCUCUUUACACCCUCUGGCAGGACACGUGAUUCUAGUUUUUCCAUGGACUCUGAAGAUAAUUAUUUCUUUUCACUGCCCGAAGAUGAAGAAGAAUUCCUCACAAAGGAAUUUGCCAAUGUAUAUGAGAAGGCCAGGGUGGAACGUUUAGAGAAUUUAAGUAAACAGGAGCUGAUACAGGAAUGUUUACAAAUCGAAGAUCGUUAUUCGAAGGAUCAGGGUAACCAAAGGCAACAACAAAUGAAUAUACAACGUAUAGCAUCGGAAUAUUUGGCAAAGGUGCGAAUGUUGGAGGAGAAAGUUCGUGAACUGUCGCGGGAGAAUCAUAAUCUGCGCUGUCAAUUAAUGCGUUCCGCUGCAUUUGCAGCAGCGGCGGCUGCUUCGCCACCCUCAGCUGCUGCACCCAUUGGUGCUGCCUGCCAACCAACACCCAUGGACUCAUCAAGUGAAGAUAGUGAAAGUGAUAGCUCCAGUUCGAGUUCUUCAUCCUCCUCAUCGUCAUCAAGCAGUGAUAACGAAGACGAGGAGCGGCGAUGUGAUGAGGUGGCUGCAGCACGACGUCGUAGACGAAGUUGUUCAUCGCAUAGUUCUUUAAGUGAGUACAAUGGUUAUGUUGAGAAUAACUAUGUACAACACAAUGGUGCAGCUAGUAAUGAUGGUGGUGACGGUGAUGGCGGUGGUGGUGGCGGCAUUCAACAUGCUGCUUCUUCACCUCAAAAUCCUGCCGCAAAUAAUUUGGAUUAUGACCAGCAACAAUUAUUAAAUGAUGAUCAUAUGGAAGAUGAUGACGAUGACGGCGAUGAUGAUGAUGACGAACCAAAAGAAACGAAUCUUACAAAUGGAUUUCAUGCCGACACCGAAUCUUCUUCACCCCUACGGUUAAGUGCUAGGCUUGUGGGUGAAAAUAAUGGGCAAACUACAAAUGGAGGCGAUGGAGGCGGUGGUGGUGGCGGCAGUGCCGCCCUUAAUGCAAAUUCAGUCAACGAUGUUGUACAAAAUCCCUAA
Musca vetustissima is the source of this 1464-nucleotide messenger RNA. It is a transcript of the gene Hexim, whose product is annotated as eukaryotic translation initiation factor 3 subunit A. NCBI's taxonomy places the organism in Eukaryota, Metazoa, Arthropoda, Insecta, Diptera, Muscidae. The record is from RefSeq and is a predicted model, not a curated record. Gene Ontology annotation, cellular component: nucleus; cytoplasm; nucleoplasm. The transcript is spliced from 3 exons. Gene Ontology annotation, molecular function: cyclin-dependent protein serine/threonine kinase inhibitor activity; 7SK snRNA binding. The coding region runs from base 1 to 1464 and encodes 487 amino acids. Gene Ontology annotation, biological process: negative regulation of cyclin-dependent protein serine/threonine kinase activity; negative regulation of transcription by RNA polymerase II.